This is a messenger RNA of Arachis stenosperma, 2742 nucleotides long. RefSeq lists its product as uncharacterized. The record is from RefSeq and is a predicted model, not a curated record. The transcript is spliced from 7 exons. Bases 1 to 2742 code for a protein of 913 amino acids. NCBI's taxonomy places the organism in Eukaryota, Viridiplantae, Streptophyta, Magnoliopsida, Fabales, Fabaceae.
AUGGAUCAGCAAUUGGAGCAAGGAAGACAAUGGAGUGAAUCCUUCCACAAUUUGAAUCAGAAACAUGAUCAACAACAAGAAGCCAUCCAAAGGCUAAUCAACAUCCAAGCACAUCAAGGAGUCCACAUUCAUGAAAUGCAUAGGAAACAAAGAGAACAAGCAGAUCUUCUCGAUGAACUUAGAACAUUCUCGGAAGGAGUCUACAUGAGUGAGACUGGAUACCAUGUGAAUACUCAAGCCAGGCUCGGAUAUCUAGUCGGACAAUUGCCUAAUUUGCAUCCAGGAAUCACAAAAUAUGAGGAUGUAAAGGAUGAACUAUCACGAGUGGAGCGCGAAAGGGUUGAACAAAGUCAUGAAUCGGUAAGGAAGGCACUAGAGGAUUGGAAAUUAGCUAGAGCAAAUCGGAUGAGAGGAAGCACAAGUGGACAAAGCAAAUCUAAAAAUGGCAAGGGAGCAGAAGAGAAUGAGCAGACCAACAAGGACAAAGUUGUGGGUUCCAAGAUUGCUAAAGCUUUUUUACUUGUUGAAACUUUAUCGGGAGAUAACAUUGUAGUAGUUUUUGGGAACUACACUGCAUUGUCUCAUAAACUCCGAACGCUAUGGAGGAUUAAGGGAGGUUUUGAUUUAUUGGACGUGGGAUUUGACUACUUUCUUGUGAAGUUUGAUGUGGCUGAGGAGCGAGAAAAGGUUCUCUUAGGAGGUCCAUGGAUGAUUGAGGAAAAUUAUGUGGCUGUGAAGCCUUGGGAUCAAGAGUUUAGAUCAAGUGAAAACUGUUUUGGAGCAACUUUAGUGUGGAUUAGAAUUUCUGGAUUACCAAUUUGGUGCUACCAAGAAGAUGCAAUGCUCCGUGUUGCGGCUGCAGUUGGCAUUCCCGUUAAGGUUGAUUUGGCAACAAAAUUAGCUGAAAGAGGACGAUAUGCUCGAGCUUGUGUUCAGAUAGAUUUAGGAUUGCCAGUGACUAAGAAGAUUCUUGUUGAAGGUGUUGAAUAUGAGGCUGAAUAUGAAAGUCUUCACCUUAUUUGUGGCUCAUGUCUCAAGUUUGGUCAUGAUAUGAAGGUGUGCAAGACUGACAGCAAUGCAGGAGGAGGAACUAAUGCCAAGGUGAUCAGCGAUGUAGCAAAACAGCCAGAAAGCUCAAAGUCAAAAAAUCCAGUGCAUGUGGAAAAGGCAAGUUUUCAUUUUGGCAAGAAUCUUGGAGAUGAGACUGUAAAUGUUACUGUCCCGGAUUUGGUGGAGAGUGAUUUGCAUGCUGUUCAUGUAGACCAUGCACAACAUGAGGAUUUGGAAGGUUGGACUCAAGUGAUUAGGAAAGGAAAGGACAUCAAUAUUGGAAAAUCGGUUAGUGUGGCUUCUUCGGGGACCCGGCACAAUGUUCAUCAUCAGCAGCAAUGUGAGACAACAAAUGGCACUGUGCGAAAGCGUCCUCGCCCAAACUCUUUGCAGAAUUCACCAGUAGAUAAGGAUGGAGCAUCGACGGCAGCCUGGAAUGUGAGGGGUGCGUCUAACAAGAUGGCUCGUGUGCAUUGCAAAAAUUUGUUGGGUUUUCAUUGUGUUGGUAUUGAGGAAGCAGUAGGACACAGGGGUGGCAUUUGGUUUCUAUCUUCUAUUGCUAAUGCUUCUUGUGUGGUUAUUGAUCAAAUUGACCAAUGUAUCACAGUGAAAGUGAGUGUGGACCAUAAUAGACCAUGGAUGGCCAUUGGUGAUUUUAAUGAGAUUGUGGCACCAGAUGAGAGUACAGGUGCUUAUUUUUCUUCUCACAGAGCUAGUCUAUUAGCUACUACUCUAGAUGACUGUGAGCUCUUUGAUCUUAAAGUGACUGGUAGGAGAUAUACUUGGUAUAGAGCAGUUCAGGCUAGCAGGAACUUGGCUAAAAGGUUGGAUAGAGCUCUAGUUAAUGAGGCGUGGAUGUCAAUGUUUCCUGAGGGUUAUUCUGAAAUUCUUAGCAGGCUUCAUUCUGAUCAUUGUCCUAUUUUAGUUCGUUGUCAUGGUAGCCCCAGAGUGAAAGGUUCUCGUCCUUUUAGGUUCCAAGCUGCGUGGGCAACACAUCCUUCUUAUAAACAUGUUAUUAGUAAGGCUUGGAAUCAAGAGUUUGGAGGCGUUACUGAAAGGCUUAAGAUGGUUCAACAGGCUUCUUUGGACUUCAACUCAAAGAUUUUUGGAAAUAUUUUUGUGCGAAAAAAUAAGCUGGAAUAUCAGAUUGAUCAGAUUCAACGGCGUUUGGAGGUUACCGAUGUGUUAUCUCUGAGAAUUAAAGAAGCUGAACUGAGGGAAGAUUAUAAUAGGCUUUUAUUGCAAGAGGAACUUUUUUGGUACCAGAAAUCUAGAGAGCAGUGGGUCAAGUAUGGGGAUAGAAACACUAAAUUCUUUCAUCUUCAGACUUUGGUGCGUAGAAACCAUAAUAGAGUACAUGGAUUAUAUGUUAGAGAUGGGUCUUGGUCUACUGAUCCAGAUAUUCUCCAGGAAGAAGCCCUCUCUUUUUACAAGAAUCUCUUUGGUACAACGGAAGAGGUUGAGGUUGAUUGUUUAGGGGAUGUUUCGAUGCCCACUCUAAGCACUGAGGCUUGUGCUAGGUUAAUUGACCCUGUCUCUUUUGCGGAAGUCAAGUCAGCAGUAUUCAGUAUGAGCCCUUUUAAGGCUCCUGGUCCAGAUGGCUUUCAAGCUUAUUUUUUUAAAGAAUAUUGGGAGAUAGUAGGCACUGAGAUUUGGAAUAUUGUCCGGAGCGCUUUUUGGGAGAGUUCUUAA